AAGAACUCUUCCACUUGCGUUUCAUUUUUCCUCUCAUAAUUCCUUUAUUUUCUUGCUCUCCAAACAUGAAUUCUCUAUACCUGUAUGUUUUAGUUUUAAGCUUAAUCUUUACGCCCUUUUUUGUUAAUAAUUUUCUACUUUUUUUUAACUCCAUAACUUCUUCUUCUUCUUCUUCGGAUAAUAAUGAAUAUUCCACUUUAUUCGACGCCAUAGCUUCCGUCAACCCAAAGGCUCCUUUAAACUCCGGUAAGAACCAUACGCCGCCGUCCGGUUCACGUGGUUCCUCAACCAGCUGCGAGGUAUGGGACGUGGCCUGCUCUGAAGCGGUUUUGAGCCUGGCCCGGAAACCCGAGAACGUGGAGUGGAUUAAAGGGUUGAGGAGGAAGAUACAUGAGAACCCUGAGCUUGCUUUUGAAGAAUACGAAACCAGUAAGCUGGUUCGAACUGAGUUGGAUCGUAUGGAAAUUGAAUAUAGAUACCCUUUGGCCAAAACGGGUAUUCGGGCUUGGAUUGGAACCGGUAGCCCGCCCUUUGUAGCCAUCCGAGCUGACAUGGAUGCUCUGCCCAUACAGGAAGGUGUACAAUGGGAGCAUAAGAGCAAAGUUGCAGGGAAAAUGCAUGCUUGUGGGCACGAUGCACAUGUCGCAAUGCUCAUUGGUGCUGCUAAAAUAUUGAAGAACCGAGAACAGCAUUUGAAGGGAACUGUUAUACUGCUGUUUCAGCCAGCUGAGGAAGCCGGAAACGGUGCUAAACGUAUGAUCGGCGACGGUGCAUUGGAAGACGUCGAGGCCAUAUUUGCAGUCCAUGUCUCUCACGAACACCCCACGGCUAUUAUUGGCUCGAGGCCUGGUCCACUGCUUGCCGGUUGUGGCUUCUUUAGAGCCGUUAUCAGUGGAAGAAAAGGCCUAGCCGGCGACCCUCACAACUCGGUUGACCCCAUCUUAGCUGCUUCAGCUGCCGUAAUUAGCUUACAGGGAAUCGUUUCUCGAGAAUCAAACCCAUUGGACUCCCAGGUCGUGUCUGUCACCUCCUUCAACGGCGGCAAUAAUCUGAAUAUGAUCCCUGACACUGUUGUUAUCGGAGGCACUUUCAGGGCUUUUUCCAAUGCCAGCUUUUACAACCUUCUUCAAAGAAUCCAAGAGGUUGUGGUGGAGCAGGCCAGUGUUUUCCGAUGCUCCACGACGGUGGAUUUCUUCGAAAAGGACUCAACAAUCUAUCCCCCAACAGUGAAUGACGAUCAUAUGUAUGAACAUGUGAAAAAAGUGGCCACUGAUUUACUAGGACCAACAAAUUUCAGGGUGGUUCCGCCGAUGAUGGGCGCGGAGGACUUCUCGUUUUAUACCGAGAUCGUUCCGGCGGCUUUCUACUACAUCGGCGUAAGGAACGAGACGUUGGGGUCGAUACACACGGGUCACUCGCCGUAUUUUAUGAUCGACGAAGAUGUUCUUCCUAUAGGUGCUGCCGUUCAUGCAAGUAUUGCCGAAAGAUACCUCAACGAACGUGGUUAAAAGCGUCAGCCCUCUCAAUUGUGGAGUAAUUUGUAAUGUGUGAUGUGGUAUAUGUAAUUUUGAUGUUAGUUAGGGUUGGUGGAAAAAGGGAAGAUUGGCAGUGUGUAAAGAUUAAGCAGACGAUUUUGCUCUGUUUCUUAGAAUGUAAAUUGUAAACAACAUUCAAUGUUUUCAAGUGGCUCUUCUCUUUUCUGCUAA
Gossypium raimondii (Peruvian cotton) is the source of this 1706-nucleotide messenger RNA. RefSeq names its product IAA-amino acid hydrolase ILR1-like 6. Gene Ontology annotation, molecular function: IAA-Ala conjugate hydrolase activity. Gene Ontology annotation, cellular component: endoplasmic reticulum. Bases 66 to 1508 code for a protein of 480 amino acids. Gene Ontology annotation, biological process: auxin metabolic process; jasmonic acid metabolic process. Lineage: Eukaryota; Viridiplantae; Streptophyta; Magnoliopsida; Malvales; Malvaceae. The record is from RefSeq and is a predicted model, not a curated record. The transcript is spliced from 4 exons.